AUGGGCAAGAGCAGAGCUGCUGCGUUUGCUAUGGGGGUUUACAGGACAUUGAUGAAGCAGUUCAAUGGUUAUGAAGCAUCGAUAUGGAUGCAAAGUCCGCAUGAAUCGUUGAAAACAAUCAUUGCCUCAGAGCUUUCUGGUCCUGCCUGGCUCGCAGCUCUAGUUAAUGAUGUUUUGCUUACUCUGCAUGCUUGCGUUAAGGCAAUUCCAGAUAUGGCUUGUUACUCUUCUCGAGAUUGCCAAGAAUAA
Arabis nemorensis is the source of this 249-nucleotide messenger RNA. Lineage: Eukaryota; Viridiplantae; Streptophyta; Magnoliopsida; Brassicales; Brassicaceae. The record is from the annotation of a GenBank genome assembly.